AUGCCCCUCGACACAACCACCUUCCACAACGUCAUCAACGGCGAGCUCACGAGCACCGCCUACACCCGCCACAGCCUCAACCCAGCAACCAAGAAGCAGAACCCCAAUGUCCCCAUCUCCCGCGAAGAAGACCUGAAUGCUGCCGUCGACGCAGCCAAAACGGCCUUCAAGACAUGGUCGCGCACCACCUACGACGAGCGCCGCAAGGCCUGUCUCGCCUACGCCGACUCACUCGAGGAAAACAAAGACGCCCUCGCUGCCCUCCUCACUCAAGAGCAAGGCAAACCACUCGACCAGUCCGCCGUGGAAGUCGGCAUGGCCAUCAAGUGGACGCGCGAGCUCCCCACCAUCGAAAUCCCCGAGAACGUCCUCCAGGACAAGGACGACGUCAAGAUCGUGCAGCGGUACACGCCGCUCGGUGUCUGUGCGGCCAUUGUCCCCUGGAACUUCCCGGUCCUCCUGGCAAUUGGCAAGAUGAUUCCGGCUGUGUAUACCGGUAACGCGGUCAUUGUCAAGCCGUCUCCAUUCACGCCGUACUGCGCUCUCAAACUUGCCGAGCUGGCGAUCCCCCAUUUCCCGCCUGGUGUCAUCCAAGCCCUCAGCGGCGGCGAUGACCUCGGUCCCAUGAUCACCGAGCAGCCCGGCAUCGACAAGAUCUCGUUUACGGGGUCGACUGCUACUGGCAAACGAGUCAUGGCCAGUGCUUCGAAGACCUUGAAACGCGUAACGCUCGAGCUGGGCGGGAACGAUGCAGCGAUUAUCUGCGACGACGUUGAUAUCGACAAGGUCAUUCCAAACCUCGCAAUCCUCUCCUUCCUCACCAGCUCGCAAAUCUGCAUGAUGAUAAAACGGCUCUACGUCCACUCGAAGAUCUACGACGAAUUCCUCAAGAAAUUCGUUGCCUUCGUGUCGAACUUCAAAACCGGCCCGGGCACACAAGAAGGGAUCUUCAUCGGCCCCGUCCAAAACGCCAUGCAGUACGAGAAAGCCAAGAACCUGUUUGAAUCCAUCAAACUCGAGAACCUCACCGCGGCACUCGGCGGCACGAUCACCGACUCCGAGGGGUACUUCAUCGAGCCUACGAUCAUCGACAACCCGCCCGAGAACUCUCGAGUCGUGCAGGAGGAGCCCUUUGCGCCGAUUCUGCCGGUCUUGAAAUGGCAUGAUGAGGACGAUGUUGUUUCCCGCGCGAACGCGAGCGAUACUGCGCUGGCGGCGAGUGUGUGGAGUCCGGAUCUUGAGAGGGCUAGCGGGAUUGCUAGCCAGUUGCAUGGGGGGAGCGUGUGGAUUAACUCGCAUUUUGAGGUCAGUCCGUUUGCGCCGUUUGGGGGGCAUAAGAGCUCCGGCAUUGGGGUUGAGUGGGGGCUUAGUGGGUUGCUGGGGUAUAUGAACUCGCAGAGUGUGUGGACGAGGAAGGGAUAG
Aspergillus mulundensis is the source of this 1422-nucleotide messenger RNA. RefSeq names its product aldehyde dehydrogenase family protein. Bases 1 to 1422 code for a protein of 473 amino acids. Gene Ontology annotation, molecular function: aldehyde dehydrogenase (NAD+) activity. Lineage: Eukaryota; Fungi; Ascomycota; Eurotiomycetes; Eurotiales; Aspergillaceae. The record is from RefSeq and is a predicted model, not a curated record. The transcript is spliced from 2 exons.